AUGGCUUCCUCCACUCUUCUUCUCCACUUCUUCUUCUUUCUCUCUUCUCUGUUUAUUACCUUUUCCUCCGCUCAGACAGCGAAGACCUUCAUUUUCCGCGUCGAUGGUGGAUCUAUGCCAUCUGUUUUCCUGACGCACUACCACUGGUACAGCUCCGAGUUCGCCGAAGGAUCUCGUAUCCUCCAUGUGUACCACACCGUCUUCCAUGGCUUCUCUGCCGUUGUUUUCCCCGAAGAAGCAGAUAGCAUCCGUAACCACCCGGCGGUUCUUGCUGUUUUCGAGGACCGGCGUCGUGAGCUUCACACUACGCGUUCUCCCCAAUUCUUAGGUCUACAGAAUCAGAAGGGCCUCUGGUCCGAUUCCGAUUACGGAUCAGACGUAAUCAUCGGCGUUUUUGACACUGGGAUUUGGCCGGAGAGGAGGAGUUUCUCAGAUCUCAAUCUAGGUCCGAUUCCGAAGCGGUGGAGAGGCGUUUGCGAGUCUGGAGCCAGAUUCGGGCCUAGGAAUUGUAACCGGAAAAUCGUCGGAGCCAGAUUCUUCGCCAAGGGACAACAAGGCGCCGUGAUUGGAGGAAUCAACAAAACGGUUGAAUAUCUUUCUCCUCGUGACGCCGAUGGUCACGGAACUCACACCGCCUCUACCGCCGCUGGACGUCACGCCUUUAAGGCGAGCAUGUCCGGUUACGCAUCCGGUGUCGCGAAAGGUGUGGCUCCCAAAGCUCGUAUCGCCGCCUAUAAAGUCUGCUGGAAAGAUUCUGGUUGCCUUGAUUCCGAUAUCCUCGCCGCUUUCGAUGCCGCUGUUGUAGACGGUGUCGACGUCAUAUCGAUAUCCAUCGGUGGUGGAGACGGGAUUACUUCGCCGUAUUAUCUCGAUCCAAUCGCAAUAGGCUCCUACGGCGCGGCGUCUAAAGGAAUCUUCGUCUCCUCCUCCGCCGGAAACGAAGGACCUAACGGUAUGUCCGUUACAAACCUUGCGCCAUGGGUAACAACCGUCGGUGCCGGAACAAUCGAUCGAAAUUUUCCGGCGGAUGCUGUUCUGGGUGACGGACACCGUCUCAGAGGCGUGUCUCUUUACGCCGGCGUACCGCUCAACGGCCGAAUGUUCCCGGUGGUUUACCCUGGCAAAGCGGGAAUGUCUUCGGCUUCUCUCUGUAUGGAGAAUUCACUCGACCCGAAGCAUGUGAAGGGUAAAAUAGUAAUUUGUGAUAGAGGAAGCAGUCCUCGUGUAGCGAAAGGUCUAGUGGUGAAGAAAGCAGGCGGCGUCGGGAUGAUUCUCGCGAACGGCGCAUCCAACGGCGAAGGAUUAGUCGGAGAUGCUCACCUUAUCCCCGCCUGCGCCGUCGGAUCAAACGAAGGAGAUAGGAUCAAAGCCUACGCUUCUUCACAUCCAAAGCCAGUUGCAUCGAUCGAUUUCAGAGGGACUAUAGUCGGAAUCAAACCAGCUCCAGUUGUUGCUUCUUUCUCCGGGAGAGGACCGAACGGGUUAAACCCAGAGAUCCUAAAACCCGAUUUGAUUGCUCCCGGAGUUAACAUCCUCGCGGCAUGGACCGACAAUGUGGGGCCUACGGGAUUGCCGUCGGAUCCACGGAAAACGGAGUUCAACAUCCUCUCCGGUACAUCAAUGGCGUGUCCUCAUGUCAGUGGAGCGGCGGCGCUGCUCAAAUCCGCUCAUCCCGAUUGGAGCCCGGCCGCGAUAAGAUCCGCCAUGAUGACGACAACUAACCUCGUAGAUAACUCUAACCGCUCGUUAAUCGACGAAUCAACCGGGAAAUCGGGUACACCUUACGAUUUCGGAUCGGGUCAUCUCAAUUUGGGUCGGGCAAUAGAUCCGGGUCUCGUCUACGACAUAACCAACGACGAUUACAUCACGUUUCUCUGCUCAAUCGGGUACGGGCCAAAGACGAUUCAAGUAAUCACACGAACGCCGGUGAGAUGUCCAACAACUAGAAAACCGUCACCGGGGAACUUGAAUUACCCAUCGAUCACGGCGAUGUUCCCUACUUCGAGAAGAGGGUCGUUGAGCAAGACUAUUGUACGAACGGCGACGAAUGUUGGACAGCCGGAGGCGGUUUACCGGGCGAGGAUAGAGUCGCCGAGAGGAGUGACGAUAACGGUGAAGCCCCCGAGGCUUGUGUUUAGUUCUGCCGUUAAGAGACGGAGCUAUGCAGUAACGGUGACGGUGGAUCCAAAGAAUGUGGUGUUGGGAGAAACGGGUGCUGCAUUCGGGUCGGUGACGUGGUUUGAUGGUGGGAAACACGUGGUCCGGAGCCCCGUUGUGGUGACCCAAAUGGACCCGUUAUAA
Messenger RNA from Thlaspi arvense, 2301 nucleotides. NCBI's taxonomy places the organism in Eukaryota, Viridiplantae, Streptophyta, Magnoliopsida, Brassicales, Brassicaceae. The record is from the annotation of a GenBank genome assembly.